Molecule: messenger RNA, 369 nt
Organism: Rhizophagus irregularis DAOM 181602=DAOM 197198
Lineage: Eukaryota; Fungi; Glomeromycota; Glomeromycetes; Glomerales; Glomeraceae
Source: RefSeq, a predicted model, not a curated record
AUGGUCUUGGGAAAAGCAAAUGAAAUGAAGAGCCAUCUUGCAAUGAAAUGUAAAGGAUAUGUGCCUAAAAAUGUUCAAUUAAAUUUUCUCCGGAAAAUUGAUAAUGAGUGUGAAUCUUCAAAAACUUCAUCUAUAUCAAUAAAGAGUAAUCGAGCUGAUAAAGCACUUACCCGAUGGUUUGUUUGUUCAGGAAUACCUUUUGUAGCAGCUGAUUCUCUAUACUUUAAAGAUUUUACUAAAUCUUUAAAUAGUGGAUAUAACCUAUCUAAGCGAACUGCUUUUGCGACUACUCAUUUAGAUGGUGAACUUGCAAAUAUUACUUUAAAAAUUGAAAAGAAAUUGGCGAAGGCCAAAAACCUUACAUUAUGA